This is a messenger RNA of Entamoeba invadens IP1, 1158 nucleotides long. RefSeq names its product dual specificity protein kinase lkH1, putative. Gene Ontology annotation, biological process: regulation of mRNA processing; spliceosomal complex assembly; protein phosphorylation. The transcript has a single exon. Lineage: Eukaryota; Evosea; Mastigamoebida; Endamoebidae. The coding region runs from base 1 to 1158 and encodes 385 amino acids. Gene Ontology annotation, molecular function: ATP binding; protein kinase activity. The record is from RefSeq and is a predicted model, not a curated record.
AUGAAGAGUGUCAAGAACAAAUUUGCACGUUUGAAACAGAAAAAACCGACUGUGACAGAAGAAGAUGAAUCGUCUGACGGGUAUGAAAACUCCGAAGGGGAGUAUGUUGAGAAACCGAAAUUUUAUCGCUUUGGGGGGUAUCACCCGGUUAAAGUAGGUGAUGAAUACAACGGGUAUGUAGUUCAGUCCAAAUUAGGGUUUGGUCACUUUUCGACGGUAUGGUUAGUCCAAAGGAAAGAGAGUGGGAAAGUAGGAGCGCUGAAGGUAGUUAAAAGCGCGAAGACGUAUACGGAGAUGGCGAUUGAUGAGAUUAAGUUGAUGCAAAAGAUUACGGAUAGCGACAAAGAGUUAAGACAACCCUUGUUACACAUUUUAGAUAACUUUAGUAUUAACGGCCCGAAUGGGACACAUAUCUGUUUAGUCAUGGACGUCGGUGGAUCGAACUUAUUGGACUUAAUUAAAUAUUAUAAGUACCAUGGGAUACCUCUUCCAAGUGCUAAAUAUAUCUCUAAGCAAGUUCUUCAAGCAUUGGACUUCAUUCAUACCCGGUGUGGAAUCAUUCACACCGACUUGAAACCUGAAAAUGUAUUACUCUCAUUCACCGUCCCGAAAAAUUCGGAGGACCCGUUGCCAGAACAUUUCACAACAAAACUCGCAGACUUUGGAAACGCAAAUUGGGUCACUAAAAGAUUCACAGAUGAUAUCCAAACACUCGAAUAUAGAGCUCCUGAAGUCAUUCUGGGACUCCACUGGGGGUGUCCAGUCGAUGUGUGGUCACAUGGAUGUAUGAUCUUCGAAUUAGUAACGGGAGACUAUUUGUUCAAGCCAAAAGGAAGUGAAUCCUUCUCUAUCGAAGAAGACCAUCUGGCUCAGUUCAUGGAGCUCCUCGGGUUCUUCCAAAACCGGUACUUGAAGUAUGCACCAAACGCUCCAAAAUACUUCAAAUCUAAUUUGGAGCUCAAACACAUCCCUAACGCUUCUCUUAAAAUGUGGAAGACUAAGGAUGUACUGAUUGAUAAAUACAAAAUCAAUGAAAGCGACGCUGAUGUGUUGGCGGACUUAUUGGAGAAAAUGCUCAUUUAUGACGAAUUUAAGCGAGCAACUGCAAAAGAGUGUCUUCAGCACGAGUGGUUCAGUGAUGUGACUAUGUCCAUGUGA